AUGUCCGCGCCGCAGCAGAUGUACCAGGCCAGUGAUGGGAAGUGGUAUCCCGUCUCGUCGAUGCCGCAAGGCCACCAGCAGAGCUACGGCGGUGGUUACGGCGGCGGCGGCUACGGCCAGCAGGGCGGCAUGCAGUACGGACAGCAGCAGCAGCCCAUCUACGUCCAGCAGGGCCACAGCGGUGGCGGCGGUGCCGGAGCGGGUGGUGCGGGAUGCCUUGGUGAGUAA
Molecule: messenger RNA, 228 nt
Organism: Trichosporon asahii var. asahii CBS 2479
Lineage: Eukaryota; Fungi; Basidiomycota; Tremellomycetes; Trichosporonales; Trichosporonaceae
Exons: 1
Coding region: 1-228 (75 amino acids)
Source: RefSeq, a predicted model, not a curated record